UAAUCCAAUAACUCUAUAUCAGUAGUUGCAGCAAAGCUUAUGGAAACGCAAGAAACCACAGUAUCCACUGUAGAAAAAAGGCAAACGCAGAAGGCUUAAAAAAACCAUACUUACUCAGCAGAAAAUUAGUGCCAACUAGAUAUGCUAGAAAACUAAUACUUUACAGUGACCCAUGUGUAACCUGAAUAAAGUAAAAAGGUACAGGAGGCUAUAAACUCUAUGAACUUGUAUGUGUAAUGGAAAAAUACAGAAAGCAAUGACGUGUAUGCAUAGUGAAAAAGUACAGAGUAAGGGAAAAUUGGAAAAAUACAGACAGCAAUGACGUGGUGUAUGCGUAAGUGGGAAAGUACAAAGCAAGGGAAAAUUGGGGUACCUGUCCAGUGAUGAAGAUUAAUUAAGAACAUCAAUAGACUAAUUAAAGACAUCAAUAGAACUAAAAAUCAGUUUUGGGGCACCUGUCCACUAUGAUAAGAAUAAUUAUUGAUACAUUAAGAACAUCAUAAGGACCAAAAAUCAUCUUUAUGCCAAAAAGGUCAAGUUGACCCACGAACAGGAAAGUGAAACUCCUUACUGUGCCAGAAAAGACCAGAUGGCUGAUAUUUUUAGAAAUGUGUUAAAGGGGGGUUGUGGGCACAAAUUGUGUAUAAAAUGUAUGCAAAACUGACAAUCGAGGUUCAAUUCCCCUGAAUUGAUCCGGCUUUGUGCACCUGUGCAAUAAAGUCUAAACUUUCUGAAGAGCUUGCUGCUGUUGUGUCUUUUCCCUCCUGAAAUUGUUUUCUACAGAUUGGCGAUUGGCGUGGAACUCUGUCGUUUCCUAGACACGACAUUUGGGGGCUCGUCCGGGAUACGAAAAAGGUACCAUCCUUUCGUAAAACCAACCCGGACACUAACACCGAAAAUUGAGUGAAAGAAAAGCAGCGAGCUCUUCAGAAACGUGCGCUACGAACCAGGUGCCAGAGACUUGGGAGGAGAGAAACCCAAAAAAGGCCACCUGCAAGAGCUCUGGUAAAAGCGUGUUUGGGAAAAACACUGUCCUCUGAGGUAUAAAGUAAGAAAAAAGUAUUGUUGGUAAGGUAAAAUAUUGUUCAACUGUGUUUAUGCUUAGAUUAGAUGCUUGUGUUUGCGCGGAACUAACGUUGUAUUGAGGUAAAAAUUGUGAUUUAUUUGUAUGUGCAACUAUAAAGGAAAAAGGGGGGAAAUAAGUAAAAAAACGUGAAGUGUGUAGGAGAAUAAAAUAAAAGUAUAAAGUAAACAUAAAAUAAUGGAAAAAGGAGAGAAAACGCCGGUUGAAAUAAUCACGGGAAAAUAUCCUAAUUGUAAAAAAGAGAUAGAACAUAUAUCAGGAAAAUGGAAAAAAAGAACUAAAAGAAUGGUGACAAAAUGGCCUAAAGAGGGUACGUUUGAUAGAGAAAUAUGUGAUCAGAUGGGAGGGGUAAUAGCAAAUUACAGAACAGGAGACAAGUCAGAAAAAAGAAAGCGAAAAAGAGAACAGGAAAAAAGAAUUUUAGGAUGGUUUAGGUCCGCUUCCCUAGAAAAAUAUGUAGGAAUGAGUGGGGGUCGCAGUGAAGAAAUGACCCCCCCUCCGUAUACCCCGCAGUCAUCAGGACAUGCGGAAAUAAAAGAGAAGGGCGUGUACCCAAUAGGCCCGGUAACAUCUGCAGUAACAGUGUGUCCAGUAGUAAAAAUACAGGUUCAGAUACAAGGGUGGGUAGAACAUGAGGAAAGUGAGGAACAGCUCGGGAUAGAGAGAGCGCGGCUUGAGGAAGAAAAGGGAAAAAUAGAAAAAAGGGUAACAGAGCUAAGGAGAGAAUACAUGGAAGUGGAGGAGUUAGAAGAGCUGUUAAAAGAAAAAUAUAACCAGUAUGAUGAAUACCAUAGCCGGUUAAUAAAAAAGGCAAAGGAGAUAAGAGACACUGAGAAAAAACAGCAAACGUCUAAAAUAUGCCAAAAGCCUGAACAGGUGGGGCCAAAAAGGGACGGGGAAACACAUAAAAAAUGCAAAACUGCGGGGUGGGGAAAUUUUAGAUGGGAAAAGCUCCCGUAUAACAAGUGGGAAGAGCUGAAGAAAAAAAUUACCAAGAGAACAGAUUCCCAAGAUAAACAUAAGACAAGUUUAACAAAAGGCACUACAAGUAAAAAGCAAAUCCCCCAAGCAGAGUAUGAAUUAGAAAACAAUGAAGGGGAGGAGUUCUCCCCAGCAGAAAAAAGUGAGGCGAGCGACAAUGAGGUAUGCCAAGCAAGUAAUAGCGAGGCAGAAGAGUCAGACGGGGGAGAGGGGCCUGCACAGGUGGGAGGAGAUUUAGCUGGGCGAUAUCAAAACACAAGAGAAAGGCCGCCAACCCGGCGUAACCCAGCAGCAGAAGGAUAUAGCCAUAAUGCUAGUAAACCCAAUACUAUAGCACCAUUGUUGAUUAAGGAAGGGGGUGUACCCCGAUACAUUCCCUGGUCCACCCAAGAUAUGCAUAAUGUAAUAACCAAUCUCCCUGAUUUGCAGAAUGGAGCAAGCCACUGGAUCAGGGUGCUGGAGGAGGAGACGACAGGCCGGAUCCUGGCUGUGGGGGACCUGAAGGCUCUCCUGGGAAAGGUUGUGGGGAUGGAAACAAUGCUGGACAUAUUUGAGCAGGCUGGCUUUGACAGAAACCAUGCGCAGUCUCCAGCAGUGGACGGUGGGCCGUUUGAUAACGUGCGUGGGGUUGUUUGGACUGCUCUGCGAGCCCUGUAUCCCGCACGACCGGACAUGGCGGCCUUAACGGGACCGCCGUUAAAAGACAAUGAACCACCGGCGACAUACAUCCACAUGCAGUUGCGCAGGUGGAGAUUGUUAACUAAAAGGGACGUACGGGCAGAUCCCAUAAUGACCACCCUCUUCCGCAAAGCCAUCCAGGAGGGGAUGUCACCGGAAGUGGGGCGCCGCCUCGAUGAGGUGGUGGGACUGAACACCAUGACACACAGAGAGUUUGUGGAUCACGUGGUGCACGCUGUGGACAGGCAGCGGAAAGAAGGGAAAAAGCUGGAAGAUCAAACAAAAGACAUUCAAAGGAAGCUACUGCAGUUGCAGCUGGAGGAGCUGAGAGCCAAAGAAAAAAAGGCGAGAGAAAUAACGGAGCUGAGAGCCAAAGAAAAAGAGGCGGAAAAAGUGGCAUCUGUGAAAAUACAGUAUAUGGACAAUGAAUUCUUUAACUUCGAAGCCACCCCCCCGCCUGAACCAUGGAGCAGCCGGAUGGUGCCCCGGCCGACGGUGGUCUACGACUUCUCCGGCAUCCCUCACCCAGUGGCCAUGCAAGGUAAUAUGAAAGGGGGGGGCACCCAACCGGGUGGGUAUCAAAGGGGGGGAGGGCCAGGGAAUGGUGGUCAAAAUAAUCAGUGGAAGGGGCAGUUGAAUCAGAAUAACAACAUGCAAAAUAGAAAUUGGAAUCAACAGAGUUUUCCUAAUCAACAGAGACAGGGCCCCAUAGUUUGCUAUGGAUGUGGUCAGGAGGGGCACAUAAAAAGAUGGUGUCCAAACACCCAAAGGAUGUACCCAGGUAACCAGGGGACCUGGGUAUCUAAUCAGCCUCAGCAAUCGCAGGGUUACCCCAACUUGGCCCCACCUCCCCAGGCUAGGCCCCCAUAUCAGAGUAUGGAACCUGUAAAUUACCAAGGUGCCCAAUAGGGGUGCCCAGAGAACCCAGGCAGAGUAGGGCAGCAUGUAAUGAUAACAAACGGGCCAGAACAAGAGCCUAUAAUAAAUG
Messenger RNA from Anguilla anguilla (European eel), 3731 nucleotides. RefSeq lists its product as uncharacterized. The record is from RefSeq and is a predicted model, not a curated record. The transcript is spliced from 2 exons. Gene Ontology annotation, molecular function: zinc ion binding; nucleic acid binding. The coding region runs from base 1262 to 3652 and encodes 796 amino acids. NCBI's taxonomy places the organism in Eukaryota, Metazoa, Chordata, Actinopteri, Anguilliformes, Anguillidae.